AUGAAAAGACGCCUAGUUUUGAUCUAUUAUUUAAAUUUUUUACACAUAAUAACAAUAAUUAUUGCCCUUUAUGGCAUUAAUUCAUAUAGCAGCUCAAGCAAAUUUAAACUUAAAUUUGAAAAGUAUAAAGAAAUACAAUUAAUAAGAAAUUUAGCGGAAGUAUUUGAUUUUAAAGAUGAUGAUAUCUUAAAUGAUUCAGGCCUUACAAUAAAAGAGGUACAAUUGUUAUAUAACAUUAGAGAAACAGAAGAUGAAAAUACAGUAUUUGAGGGAUAUUUUGGUGAUUCAAGAGCUUUAUUUAUAAAAUUAGUAGAUUUAGUAUUUUUAGGAAAUUUAAAUGAAAAAUUGGAACAAGAGAAAAAGAAUGUGAGUUCUAUAUAUUUUACAAUGCAGAUUAUGAAACGGAAAACAACAGAUUAUUUGGAAAAUUUGCUUGGUGAUAUAAAUAAUCAUAUUAAUUAUGUAUUUAAAGAUCUUGAACUUUAUGAACAUGAAUUAUGUUCAUUUACAGACGUCAAUGUCGAUAUAUACACGAGGGCAGAUAACGAACGUAUAUCAAUUAAUCAACGUAGUGCAAAUGAAUAUUUCAAACAAGCAAAUUUUAGUAAAAUUCAUUUAAGGCUUGAAAAUUCCUUUUCCUUUUUUAAUAAAUUAUAUGAAAAGAAUAAUAAAUUUUUGUCCAAAAUUAAUAAUCAUUUGUAUCAUCAUGGCACUUAUACAGCUAAUUAUAUAGGUAAACAUACAAAAAGGUUUCCUUUGAAAUAUGCACAUGCAAGUAAUUUAAAUAUGUUAGAUUUUGUUGACGAAUUGAAAAAUAUUUUAGAUGAAUUUAAUACAGCCAUAUUUGGCAAAAAUAAAAAAGGAGGUAAUGUAUCUGCUCUCAGAAUAAGUAUUAGAAACAUGGAUUUGGAAAUUAAUAAUAUGCAUAGAAGAUUAGAUGACAUUAUAGCAAUAAAAACUAAUAAGUUAUUUGUAAGACUAAAUAAGAUACUAAAUGGUGAUAUAAAAUGCUUGAUAGCCUUUAUUUUAAGCAUAUUUGAACAAGAUAAAUCUAUAAAUAAGUUUACAUUGGAUAAAUUGAAAGAUAAACAUAGAAUAGAAGUAUUUCAGGAUCAAUUUUUAUUUCGUAUAUAUGAAUUACUUUUACAAGAAAAAGGAGAAAUAAAAAAAUCCUUAAAUGAAUUUAAAACAUAUAUAAAAGCAAUUUUUGGUUUUGAUGUGAACAGUUCAGGUAUUAGAUCAUUAGUACAAAAGCUUUAUGAUUCAAUGGAUAAAUAUGAAUUUUUACAAUUAUUUCAAGUUAUUGUACACUUAUUAGGGUGCAAGAGACAAUUAAAUGAUUAUUCAAAUUUUAUGAAGUUACUUAAAAAUGAAUCGAUAAGCAGUUUAAGUAUAAAAUUUGAAAAUCUCUUUAGAAGAAAUAAAGUUUUAUAUAUUCCAGAAAAUAAAUCUGAAAAUUUAAUAUUAAAAUUUUUGGAUAUGUAUGAGAACAGCAUUUUUUUUUGUGGACUCAAGGAUAGCAAUUCAAAGUUAAUUGAAAAGUCAGUAUACUUGAAUCGUUGUUUAAGGAAAUUUAGAACCCUUAAUUCUUUAAUAAGUUUUUUAAUUAAAGAAUUGGAUAAAUCAAAAAAAUGUUAUUCUUAUUCUGAAAAUAAAUUAAUAAACAAAAAUGCCAUUAUAUUUUUUCUGUAUAAAAUUAAUAAUUUCAAUGAAAGCGGUAUAAGUCAUCUUAUUUGGUGA
This is a messenger RNA of Plasmodium relictum, 1740 nucleotides long. RefSeq names its product fam-f protein. Lineage: Eukaryota; Apicomplexa; Aconoidasida; Haemosporida; Plasmodiidae. The record is from RefSeq and is a predicted model, not a curated record. The transcript is spliced from 3 exons. Bases 1 to 1740 code for a protein of 579 amino acids.